AUGUUCAAGAUGUCACAGCGCCCGGUUAUUGCGAUUUGCGGUCUUGCCUGCGAGACGUCCAUGUUCACGCCGUCCCGCACGGGGGCAGCUGCAUUUCACGCCAAGACUGGCGAAGCGGCCGUGGGCCUCUACCGCUUCCUCGAUGCAGGAACGCCACUAGCAGCGGCAGCUGAUUGGCGGGGAGCUCUGAUCGGACGGGCUCUGCCAGGCGGAAUGGUGACGCGGGAGGCAUACGAGGAGCUGGCGGGCGAGAUGGUGUCGCGGCUGGCGGCGAUAGUGAGGAGCGUGGCGCUGGACGGGCUCUGGUUCGACAUCCACGGGGCGAUGGUAGUGAAGGGCCUGGACGACGUGGAGGCCGAUCUUCUGGAACGCGUACGUGCGGUGGUGGGUGCGGCGGUGGUGGUGUCUGCAUCGAUGGACCUGCACGGCAACGUGUCGCGGGCGCUGGCGCACAUGGUCGACCUCAUUACGUGCUACCGGCUAGCACCGCACGAGGACGAGCUGGAGACGAAGGAGCGGGCGUGCCGCAACCUGGUGAGCUGCCUGUCGAGCUCUGACAAGGGCCGUCCGAUCAAGGCGUGGGUGCCGGUGCCGAUUUUGCUGCCGGGCGAGCAGACGUCAACGCGAGACGAGCCGGCAAAGCACGUGUACGCGGCCGUGUCCGUGGUGGAGGGGUUGCCGGGGAUUCUGGACGCGGCCAUCUGGGUGGGCUACGCAUGGGCAGACGAGCCGCGCAACCGGGCGGCCGUGGUGGUGACGGGCUGGGACACAGAGGCGGUGGCUGCGGGUGCCGAGCGGCUGGCCCGGUUGUUCUGGGCAGCACGCGCCGAUUUCCACUUUGUGGCGCCGACCGGGUCACUGGACGAGUGCCUGGAUGUGGCGCUGGCAUCGGAUGCGGCGCGGCCGUACUUUGUGUCGGACUCGGGCGACAACCCAACAGCCGGCGGAUCGGGUGACGUCACCUGGGGCCUCCAGCAGCUGCUGGCACGUCCCGAGUUCAACCCGCAGAGCAGAGCUGAUCCGCCGCUGGCACCCCAUAUCAAAACGGUCAUUUACGCCAGCAUUCCCGGGCCGGAGGCCGUGCUCGCAGCCGUGGCCGCCGGCGUCGGCAACACAGUCACGGUGACGGCCGGUGCAGCCGUCGACAACCUUCACGCCGGUCCCAUCACGCUGACGGGACGCGUGCACGCAAUCCGCCACGGCGACCGCUACGCGCAGAUCGAGGUGGUCCUGCAGGUGGGCCGGGUGUUUGUCAUCCUGACAGAGCUGCGCAAGCCGUACCACUAUGAGCAUGACUUUACCAACCUGCGGCUGCAGCCACGCGAGGCGGACAUUGUGCUCGUGAAGAUCGGCUAUCUGGAGCCGCAGCUGUACGACAUGGCGGCUGACUGGAUGCUGGCACUGACGCCAGGCGGCGUCGACCAGGACCUGCGGCGGCUGGGUCAUCGCCGGAUCCGGCGGCCGUUGUGGCCCUUUGACGACGACACGGCCUUCGGGGUGCCGCCAAAGCUGUCGGCACGCAUUAUUCCACCGUCGACAGAACCGCUGACCGGACCGGACGAGUAA
Molecule: messenger RNA, 1566 nt
Organism: Grosmannia clavigera kw1407
Lineage: Eukaryota; Fungi; Ascomycota; Sordariomycetes; Ophiostomatales; Ophiostomataceae
Exons: 1
Coding region: 1-1566 (521 amino acids)
Source: RefSeq, a predicted model, not a curated record